AUGGCUUUUGAGAACUUAGCGAAUAGCGAGACAACGCCGGAUGCGAUUGCUCUCUAUCUAUUCCAUCACAUUUUCCUUCCAUCUCGUCUUCCUCAGCAGAGCGACUUCUCUCCUCACAACGAGCUUGCUCUGCUCACGCUCGUAUGCCAGUCUCUGUCUGAGUUCAAACGCCAUCUUGGACCUGAGAUUGCGCGUUCUGUUGAGAUAGCCAGUGUCGCCAUGCAACACAUGCUUCAGGUUCACACGCCGCUUCACGAUGCCAUAGCUAUUGAUGAGCAAUCCCUUCACAAAAUUCUCUCCACUCUACCAGAGCCAGAGUCGAUUGCCCUAUACGUCAAGCAGCAGAAUGCCGGCAUGCUCAUUACCAGUGCGAGAGAUGCGUUCCAGUUUGAGACUUUCGAACUUUCCCUACCAAUGUUGCUGUAA
Colletotrichum chrysophilum is the source of this 426-nucleotide messenger RNA. RefSeq lists its product as uncharacterized. The record is from RefSeq and is a predicted model, not a curated record. The transcript is spliced from 2 exons. Bases 1 to 426 code for a protein of 141 amino acids. Lineage: Eukaryota; Fungi; Ascomycota; Sordariomycetes; Glomerellales; Glomerellaceae.